GGAAAUGAGGUGGCAUGAAGAUAAGAUAGGGCUAGGGCUCCCCGUGACUGACCAUCGACUGACAAAAGGAUUCAUGUAAUCUUCAAUCAACAGGACCAGGACAAUACCAAUGACGGUCGGAAUAAGCAGCCUACAAUUUUGAUAUCUUCAGAGGGCUCUCUGCUGGACUAAGGACAUGGAGCAUCGGUCAUGCAUCACCAGCUACUAAGGCGUCCCAAAGCUCAGAGAAAUCUUCGAAGCGGAGAAUAUCUUUCGAGUCGAAUCACUCCCUGCGCCACAACACCAGCGUCGAGUCACUGCGCAAUCUGGAGCAUCUCUGGAUUUGGUAAUCUACGGAUGAUAUUGUCAAUGGACAUUGGCCUGAUGCUUAAUGCAAUGUGCAAUGCAGUUGGGCCACUGGCAGGAUACGCAAGGUGGGUCGAUGUUACACCCGUACUAGUGUGCACAUUAACAUUGCGCCCAAGCAGGAUCUUGAUUAUAUCUGCAUAUCCCCCCAUUGUGGCUAGAUGGAGAGAAGAUCCAGUCCAAGGAUUCCCCUCAAAAGGACCCCAAGGUGUCUCUCGGUCGGAGUUCAUGUCACCGUGGAAGCGUGCACAUCUACACUUUGUGAAAUCAAGUCUCUUACAAUAUCGAUGUGCCUCUUAAAGCAUGCAACAUGCAGCGGUCGCCAGCCGUGGAUAUCCGUUACUUCGGUUUUUGCACCAUGACUGAGCAAGAAAGAAGCUAGUUCGCAAUGGCCAUGCGUUGCUGCAUAUGAUAUUGCUGGGAUGUUGU
Aspergillus steynii IBT 23096 is the source of this 774-nucleotide messenger RNA. RefSeq lists its product as uncharacterized. NCBI's taxonomy places the organism in Eukaryota, Fungi, Ascomycota, Eurotiomycetes, Eurotiales, Aspergillaceae. The record is from RefSeq and is a predicted model, not a curated record. The coding region runs from base 190 to 645 and encodes 151 amino acids. The transcript has a single exon.